Molecule: messenger RNA, 1355 nt
Organism: Lates calcarifer (barramundi perch)
Lineage: Eukaryota; Metazoa; Chordata; Actinopteri; Centropomidae
Gene: ccdc90b
Product: coiled-coil domain containing 90B
Exons: 8
Coding region: 137-853 (238 amino acids)
Cellular component (GO): mitochondrion
Source: RefSeq, a predicted model, not a curated record
CUGAUCCUCCACUGUUCGUCAGACUGUAUCCGGUCCACCAGCCUGUGUGUCACCGUGUCUCAGGGUCAGCUGGAGUUUCUGUGAAGUUUUUACCUCAGUUUUGCUGAAACUCGUAAACACAGCAGCAGCUUCCGGGAUGAACGCGCUGCGGCGGUGUCACGUGCUGCGGUCGGUCGGGACCUGGAGAGAUUUCCAUGUGACUGCACCUGCGUUGACCUUUGACCUGAGAAAAGUUGAGUUGACGCCUCUGGAGCAGAGAAAACUCACCUUUGACUCCCACGCCAUGGUGACGGAGCUGGAGAACAGCGGUUUUGAGAAGCGUCAGGCGGAGCUGAUCGUCUCCGCUCUGGUCACUCUGACCACGGCGAACAUGGACAUCGUGUAUAAAGACAUGGUGACCAAAUCCCACCAGGAGAUCGCGGUGCAGCAGAUCAUGGCUCACCUGGACUCCAUCAGGAAGGACAUGGUGAUUCUGGAGAAGAGCGACUUCGCCAACCUGCGAUCUGAAAAUACCAAAAUGAAGAGAGAGCUGGAGCAGCUGACCAACAGACUGAAGGAGGAGAGUCAGAAAGUCCGAGCAGAAACUAAACUGGACAUCAACCUGGAGAGCAGCAGGAUCUCUGACAUGUUCACUGAGCAGGAGAAGAAACUGAUGGAGGCGACAACAGAGUUUUACCACAAGAAAGCCGACCUGGAGAACGACAACAUGGAGAUCAAUAAGAAGAUCGACCUGCAGGUAGCGUCUCUGAAAACCGUCCUGGAGUCUCUGAAGCUGGAGACGGUUCGUUACCUGGCAGCCACCAUCUUCUCCUGCCUCGCCAUCGCCCUGGGAGUCUACCGCCUGUGGAGGUGAAGGAUCCACCUGAUUCGGAUCACAGACCAGGACCAGGACCAAGACCAGGACCAGGACCAGGACCAGGAUCACAAUCAGGACCUAGACCUGGACGGUUAAAGCAGCAUAAACCAGAUCCACAUCCUGUAUUUCAGCCAUUUGUACUUUACUUGAAUAUAUAACUAAUAUUUUUUACAAGUAUCAGCAGUGAAAGUACACAAGUAUCCUCAGCUCCAUGUAUCAGCUGUGUACUUUUACUGAACACAGGACUUUUACUGGUGAUGAAGUACUUUUACAUGAGUGUAGUGGUACUUUUACCCACAGUAAAGUAUCCGAGUACUUAGUUAACAGAAUCAUGAGUAACGAGUAAAAAGAUAUUUUUACUUUUUAUAUUUUAACCAGUUGAUGUUUUACAUCGUUGUCAAUAAAGUUUUAUUGUUUUUGAGUUAAAAUGGCGUCUGUUUGUCUCAGUGAAUAAAACUGAUGAACAUGAUAAAUUAUAUUAAAACCUUCACUAACAGAA